Molecule: messenger RNA, 1294 nt
Organism: Saimiri boliviensis boliviensis (Bolivian squirrel monkey)
Lineage: Eukaryota; Metazoa; Chordata; Mammalia; Primates; Cebidae
Gene: CCNQ
Product: cyclin Q
Biological process (GO): regulation of transcription by RNA polymerase II
Molecular function (GO): cyclin-dependent protein serine/threonine kinase regulator activity
Source: RefSeq, a predicted model, not a curated record
GGCGGGUGGCGCGGCCGCGCCCGCGCCCGCCGGGAGUACCCCCUGCCUCCGCUCUGCCGGCCUCUGCGCGCCGGGGCCGCUUUUCCUUCGCAGGGGCUGCGGGGCCACAUGGAAGGCCCUGAGGGCGGCGGACGGCGACCCGUAGCGCGGGGCCCCGAGGGACGGCCGGCGCCCGAAGCCAGAGUGCACUUCCGAGUGGCGAGGUUCAUCAUGGAGGCAGGUGUCAAGCUGGGAAUGCGGUCCAUUCCCAUUGCCACUGCUUGCACCAUUUACCAUAAGUUCUUCUGCGAGACCAGCCUGGACGCCUAUGACCCUUACUUGAUCGCCAUGUCUUCCAUUUACUUGGCUGGCAAAGUGGAAGAGCAGCAUCUGCGGACUCGUGAUAUCAUCAAUGUGUCCAACAGGUACUUUAACCCAAGCGGUGAGCCUCUGGAGUUGGACUCCCGCUUCUGGGAGCUCCGAGACAGCAUUGUGCAGUGCGAGCUUCUCAUGCUGAGAGUUCUGCGCUUCCAGGUCUCCUUCCAGCACCCACACAAGUACCUGCUCCACUACCUGGUUUCCCUCAAGAACUGGCUGAACCGCCACAGCUGGCAGCGGACUCCUGUCGCCGUCACUGCCUGGGCCCUGCUGCGGGACAGCUACCACGGGGGGCUGUGCCUCCGCUUCCAGGCCCAGCACAUAGCCGUGGCAGUGCUCUACCUGGCCCUGCAGUUCUAUGGAGUCGAGGUACCUGCUGAGGUCGAGGCUGAGAAGCCAUGGUGGCAGGUAUUUAGUGACGACCUUACCAAGCCAAUCAUUGAUAAUAUUGUGUCUGAUCUCAUUCAGAUUUAUACCAUGGACACAGAAAUCCCCUAAGGCCCUGGCCCAGGCCUGCCCAAAGAGAAGCCCAGGAUGGUCAGCUGCCUGGGGACACUGCCAGCACGUCGCCAUGAUGGCUGGUCCCCAGAGGACCAGCUGGGAGGACUGGUUGUGCUGCUGGAGAAGGGCUGGUGAAGGCGAUGACACGCUGCCACUUUGACAGUACCUAGCAGUCGCGGUCCAGCUGAUGAUGGGAGCCGCGCCUCCAGCGGGCAGGCCGGGAGCGCACUGUGUGCAGCUGACCCAAGGCAGCCACAUCUGCUUUGUCCUUUGAGAGGACUCUGACUGCAAUAGAGGCAUGAUGUCAAUGAAAGGAAAACCAUGAAAUAGAUGAGACAGAAUCCCUAGGGAUUUUUUUAAAACCAGAUUUAUAGCGAGAAUGAAUGUGCAACAAGGAUGAAAUUUAUUUUGUGUAAUAAAAUGUGAUACUAAUCAA